AUGACCGAUAGAAACAAUGAAAGAUCGCCGUCACCAAAGCGUCUCAAAAUUGAAGCAGAGAAUGAUCAAAAUGUAGAGAACAAUGCGAAUUAUCAACAUCAUUUGACGCUGCAAAAAAUGUACGAUACGUGUCAAGAAGUGUUGGACAAACAGAAAAAUCUCGAACAAGUCCAUGAAAAUAUGCUCAAAGAGGUUCUGGAGAAGCAGAAAGAUUUCGAAACUUCCUUAGUCGACAAGCUCCGUUCCGUUGAAAGUGAGCUUCAAUUGAUUCGAGACGACAUGAAGCCAAAAACAGUGACAGCAUCAGUUCCGAAAGAAACCGAUAAUGAGAAUAAAACUGCUUCAGAUUAUGAAAACAAGAGUGCUACUGUGCCGACUACUGGAAAAUACUUCGUGCUAAAACAUGUCUUCAAGAAUAUCACAAGUUUGGAGCAUUUGGAUAGAAUGUACAGUGAGAAAGAAGAACAUUUUGGUGUCCCAUGGAGGAUCCUAAUCCAGAGGGAUAUGGUCCAUCUUGGAAUUUUCUUGAGCUGUGCUGCGAAGAUGGAUGAUCAAAAAAUGUCUUUUGACGUUGAAUACAAAACAAAAAUAAUGUCUACUACUGCAAGAAAGUGGAGUAAAAAAGAACGCGACGUUUUUCAAAAUUUAGAACUGGAGAAUGAAAACGGAUGGGCUGAGUUCAUAAAAUGGACGGUAUUGGAAAAAGACUUCCUUGUGGAUGGCGAACUUACUGCUGAAGUUCAUGUAAAUAUCAAGAAAACAACUGGAAUUUACAAAGAUAAUCUGAGAAGUUUCGACGAGACAAUGGAAGAAUUUUCAGAUGUUGUACUAGUUGUCAACGAAGAGAAAUUUUAUGUUCUAAAGUUGUAUUUGGCUGCUCACUCUCCAUAUUUCAAAGCCUUGUUUUUGGGAAAUUUCAACGAUUCGAAAAAAUCUGAAAUCACAUUGACAGGAAUCGAUGAUGAUGAAUUCCAGAAAUAUCUCGAAGUUCUUUAUGGAGAAAGUGCAAUUGAUGAAUUCACAGUAGAAGGUAUCCUCGUGGUGGCUGAUAUGUAUGAUACUCCUACGGUCAUUCGAAAAUGCCAAGAGUUUCUACUCGAAAAAUCAAAGAAAUCAUUGAAGAAAAAGUUGGAUUUGUCUACUCGAUACAAUUUGGAAGGACUCAAGAAACAAUGCCUCGGCAAGAUCAAAUCAGUCGCCGAUAUUCGAUCCGUACUGUCAGAGGAUAUUCGUGAACUGGAUCCAUCGAUUAUGCCAGAACUUCUUAAAAAAGCACUCGCUCUUCACAAUCCCCAAUAG
Caenorhabditis remanei is the source of this 1299-nucleotide messenger RNA. RefSeq lists its product as uncharacterized. Gene Ontology annotation, molecular function: protein binding. NCBI's taxonomy places the organism in Eukaryota, Metazoa, Nematoda, Chromadorea, Rhabditida, Rhabditidae. The record is from RefSeq and is a predicted model, not a curated record. The transcript is spliced from 7 exons. Bases 1 to 1299 code for a protein of 432 amino acids.